UCCCUAAGUCAGCUGGGAUAGACUCCAGUCCCCCAUGACCCUAAUGAGGAUUAUAAUACGUUAGACAAAUAUUGUAAUGUUGGAGACAUUUAUUCUUCAUUAUGUUUGUGCUGUUGGUUGCACAUGCAGUAUGUGAGCAUGCAGAAGUGACAGUGAGGUUAGGGGGCGCUGUGGAGAUAGCAGAGGGUUGAUGUAGGGGAGAGAGGAAGAGAAGAGAGAGAGCGGGUGUCAAGAGCAGACCUAGAUAUGUCGCGUGAAGAACUCACUAAAAGUUAUGAACAGACCCAAAAUAUGUCCGGAGUGAUUCUUCUAUACGCCCCAAACAUCCACGACACUUACACUACUAUUCAAAAGUUUGGGGUCACCCACACAAUUUCAUGUUUUCCAUGAAAACUCACACUUUUAUUCAAGGGUUUUCUAAUCCUCAAUUAGCCUUUCCACACCAUUAGCUAACACAAUGUAGCAUUAGAACACAGGAGUGAUGGUUGCUGGAAAUGUUCCUCUGUACCUCUAUGGAGAUAUUCCAUUAAAAAUCAGCUGUUUCCAGCUAGAAUAGUCAUUUACCACAUUAACAAUGUCUAGACUGGAUUUCUGAUUCAUUUAAUGUUAUCCUCAUUGAAAAAAAUGCUUUUAUUUUGGAAAAAAUAAGGACAUUUCUAAGUGACCCCAAACUUUUGAACAGUAGUGUAAGUGGUGCAUAGAUAAUGGAUGGAUGGACCUGGGGGAGAACCUUUAACUUUGAAUUGGCAGGCUAAAACUAGCUUCAGUUCAGAUGUCAGCAAAGAUAUCUAAACAGAUUUUAAAAAAUGAAAUGACAAAAAAAACCAACUGACAAGUAGCUGACUUCAAUGGCUUUAAAAGUCACAAAGCAUUAAGUCUAUCCCAGCCAGGUCCAACCCUUUAAUGUGUGAAGAUGAAAUCAGUUGUUGUUGGUGCUAUUUGCAGUCAGCCAUGCAAACGUCCCGUCACCUGUCUGUCAAUGGAGAAGUGCCAUUAAUUCUACAUCAUCCUAAUCUGAAUACAAUUUAGUUUUUGAAAUUCUGACUUUUUUUUACUGGCAGAAAUACAGGUCUUUUAAUCACAAGGCAUACAAACCAUGAGUCUGUAUUCAGCUUCCUAACACAACAGAGAGGUGAAGCUGAUAACCCAACUUCACUUCUGAGUAGAUCGUGAUUCAUGUGAAUGUUUUCUAUGCUGAAUCCCGGCGUGAUUAAACGUUUACCAUCGCUCUGAGUUGAGGAAGAGGAUGCUGAGCACUGAAUUUUCACUUGUAUGAAAUUUAUCGUCUUUCUAUGAGCUGCAUCCAUGGAGUCCAAUGUUCCGGAGCAUCAACGGCUGAUUAAAAGCAGAGACGCCUCCACAACCUCUAUCUCUGUCCCCAUUACUACGGCUCAGCAGAAAAUUCAGCUGAUUCACCUUUGCUGUCACAAACGAAAAUUCAGCGCGUGGACCUCUAAGAGAGCCUGAAGUCUUCCUGUUCUCCAGAGAACUGAAAGUGUGAGUUUAUCUCUACAUGGGUCUGAGCCCCAGCGGCAGAGCUCCCACCGACACAGAGUCCCGCUGCAGCCCUCGGCCUCCGGCUACCAGGCAGCGGACAGACCUCUCGCCUUCCCCUCCUGUAGGAAGGCAGACAUCAUGGAGGAAUCCUCGGCUGAAGCCCCCGACUCCAGCACUCAGGACGAUGUGCCUCCACUUGCUGUGAAGGAUGUGAACGUGCUGCUGGAGAGAGAAAGGUCAGAAGGCAUCAGCAGCCCUUCCAGAGACGACGACUCCACCCUGCAGAACCCAGGAACCAACAGCAGCAUCCUGGACGACAACACUAAGACUGACUCAGCCCUCCCAGAGGGGAGGAGUAAAUCCAGCAGCCUUUGCUUCAGCGAUGGAAAGAGCCGCAUUGACUACAUCCUGGUUUACAGAAAAUCCAGUUCUCAGUCAGAGAAGAGGGAGAUAUUUGAGCGGAACAUCCGUGCAGAGGGCUUAUACAUGGAAAAAGAGGCCUCUUUAACAAACAGUGACGUGAUCUUCCUGAAGCUUCAUGCACCGUGGGAUGUUCUCUGUCGCUACGCAGAGCUCAUGAACAUUCGCAUGCCUUUUAGGAGGAAAAUCUUUUACCUGCACCGACGGCACAAGUUCAUGAGCAGGAUGGAGAAACGCAUCAACAAAUUUCGAGGCUGGCUUCCCCGUAAGCCCAUGAAGCUGAACGACACCCUGCCAGACCUGGAGGAGAACGAGAGCUUUACUGCCCCCUUCAGUCGAUCCAGAAUCCAUCAUUUCAUCAUCCACAACAAAGACACAUUUUUCAACAACGCAACCAGAAGUCGAAUCGUCCACCACAUCCUCCAGAGGGUCAAAUACGAAGAGGGGAAAAAUAAGAUGGGGCUUAAUCGUCUUUUGAGCAAUAACUCGUAUGAGGCAGCUUUCCCUCUUCAUGAGGGGAGCUACCACAGCAAGAACUCCAUCAGAACACAUGGAGCAGAGAACCACCGUCACCUGCUGUAUGAGUGCUGGGCCUGGUGGGGGGUCUGGUACAAAUACCAACCUCUGGACCUCAUCAGGAGGUAUUUCGGGGAGAAGAUCGGUCUGUACUUCGCCUGGCUCGGCUGGUACACAGGGAUGCUGUUUCCUGCAGCUCUGGUCGGCCUGCUGGUAUUUCUGUACGGUGUUUUCACUCUGGAGCACUGCCAGGUCAGCAAAGAAAUCUGCCAGGCCACUGACAUCAUCAUGUGCCCCAUCUGUGAUCAGUACUGCCCCUACCUGAGACUGUCUGACAGCUGCAUCUACGCCAAGGUCACUCAUCUCUUCGACAAUGGGGCAACUGUUUUCUUUGCUGUGUUCAUGGCAGUUUGGGCAACCGUGUUCCUGGAGUUCUGGAAAAGACGCAGAGCUGUCCUCGCAUACGACUGGGACCUCAUAGACUGGGAGGAAGAGGAGGAUGAAGUACGCCCCCAGUUUGAGGCCAAAUACUCCAAGAAGGAGAGGAUGAACCCCAUAUCUGGCAAGCCUGAGCCCUACCAGGCCUUCACUGACAAAUACAGUCGUCUGAUUGUAUCAACAUCUGGAAUAUUCUUCAUGAUACUGGUGGUGAUUGCCGCUGUGUUCGGUAUCGUCAUUUACCGUGUGAUCACCGUCAGCACCUUCGCCGCCUUUGGCUGGGCUCUCAUCAGGAACAACUCUCAGGUGGCGACCACGGGAACAGCAGUGUGCAUCAACUUCUGCAUCAUCAUGCUGCUCAACGUGCUCUAUGAAAAGGUUGCUCUCCUACUAACAAAUUUAGAGCAGCCAAGAACGGAGUCCGAGUGGGAGAACAGCUUCACCCUCAAGAUGUUCCUUUUUCAGUUUGUCAACCUUAACAGUUCAACUUUCUACAUCGCCUUCUUUCUGGGAAGAUUCACAGGCCGGCCUGGUGCGUACCUGCGCCUCAUCAAUCGCUGGAAACUGGAAGAAUGCCACCCCAGCGGCUGCCUCAUUGACCUCUGUAUGCAGAUGGGGAUCAUUAUGGUGCUAAAACAGACGUGGAACAACUUUAUGGAGCUCGGAUACCCACUGAUCCAGAACUGGUGGACACGGCGAAGGCUGAGGAGAGAACACGGCCAGAACGCCAAGGCCAGCUUCCCCCAGUGGGAGAGGGAUUACCACCUGCAGCCAAUGAAUGCCUACGGACUCUUUGAUGAAUACCUGGAGAUGAUCUUACAGUUUGGCUUCACCACCAUCUUUGUGGCAGCUUUCCCUCUGGCCCCUCUCUUGGCGCUGCUCAACAACAUCAUUGAGAUCCGUUUAGAUGCCUACAAGUUUGUCACACAGUGGCGGCGACCUCUGCCAUCACAAGCCAAAGACAUCGGGAUCUGGUAUGGCAUUCUGGAGGGCAUCGGCAUCUUGUCUGUUAUCACCAACGCCUUUGUCAUCGCCGUUACCUCAGACUUCAUCCCUCGCCUUGUUUACGCCUACAAGUACGGACCUUGUGCUGGUCAGGGCCGAGCAGGGGAGGGGUGUAUGAUGGGUUACGUCAACGCCAGCCUCUCAGUUUUCCGAGUGUCUGACUUCGAGAGGAGAUCACAGCCCCGGACCAAUGGCUCUGAGCUGUUUGGAGAAGCUGUGAAGUAUUGCAGGUAUCGUGACUACAGGGAGCCUCCAGACUCUGCUGAGCCCUACUCAUACACUCUGCAGUUCUGGCACGUCCUGGCAGCCCGGCUGGCCUUCAUCAUAGUUUUUGAGCAUAUGGUGUUUGCCAUCAAGACCCUGAUUGCAUACCUGAUACCUGACCUCCCCAAGGACCUGCGGGACAGAAUGCGCAGAGAAAAAUACCUGAUCCAGGAGAUGAUGUAUGAGGCCGAGCUGGAGAGGCUGCAGAAGGAGAAAAAUGAGAAGAAAAAGAAAGACAGGGCCCAUCACAAGGAAUGGCCCUGAACACACCAACUGGUUGUCAGCUGGUGUUUGGUUUCAGUGGAGGGAGAUGCUGGGUUUCCUGCAUGUCCUGGACCCUCAUACCUUCCUCCUACCAUGUCAGACUAGCACCUCCUGCUGGACAGUCACUGAACUGCAUCCAGCACAGUGACCACGGAGCCUCUGUGUCUGCAUAUAGACCAGACAUCCUCUGGAACAUUUGGCAGCAGGUUUUACUACUUCUUUUCUCCACCUUGGACUCUCAGCAGCGUAUGUCUUCAGAUCCUGAAUGUAGAUUUCAAGCAAGAUUCAACUUUUUCAAAUGUUUUUGUCUUAGAUGAGAGAAACUAUUCUCCAAGGCUUACUGAAUGACAAACCUGUUUACAUUUCUCCUUGUUUAAGGAGUUCACAUUUUGCUUUAUUGUAAAUAAAUAUAUUUAAAUGAAUGUCAGGCCAUCUGCUCUGCUAUAGUGUAGUGCAAUAAAAAUCAAAGUUACAUAAAGAUCUAUUCUAUCCAGGCUGUGGCGCUGUCCACAGUUUGCUUAUAUUGGAAAUGCUUUCCAUUUGAAUUUAGAUUGAUAAUCACGGUAAUAAACAUUAUUUAUUGUAAAGAAAUUUGACUUUGUCUUUGUUUUUCAUUGUCAACUAAUUGUAUGGAGUCAGUAGGUAGGUAUUUACAAUCCAGGCCAAACAAAGAAAAAUGUGGAGAGAGGGAAAAAAGUACCAAAAGAAAAAACACUGAAUAAAAUGCUAAAUGAGUCCCUGUAGUUUCCAAAAAGUUUUCUUUAAAGAAUAAUGUGGAGUUUGCUUGUUCUCCAUGUGUUUUCACCAGGUGCUUCGGCUUUCUCCCACAGCUCAAACACAUGGAUAGUAGGUUAAUUGGUAAUUCUUUCAAAAAAUGUAGGGACUUCAGUUGGGGAAAAAAAACACAAAAACAGGAAAUAUACACAUUUACUGUUGAUAUUGUGCAGAUUGUUCAAAACUAUUCUGUUGAAAUAAUGUUGCACGGACUGAUGCUGCACAGUUUCAAAAAUGUAGACUUCAUUCAAUGUACAAAAUAUUACUCUUGCACAGGAUGGAAUGCACUGAUGUUGAAAUAUGUCACUUUUUUAUGAUGUGUGGUCUACUGGGAGCAGUGCUGGUUUUAAAGUCUGACAGCAGGAAGACCUGAGUUAUCUGCUCUUCACACACUGCAGGUGAAGUAGCCUGUCACUGAAGGAUAACACACGUAUGUGGAUGUGUGUGUGUUUGUGUAUGUAUAUAUAUAUAUAUAUAUAUAUUUAUAAUGUUUGAAUAUAUAUAU
Amphiprion ocellaris (clown anemonefish) is the source of this 5683-nucleotide messenger RNA. RefSeq names its product anoctamin-4. Gene Ontology annotation, molecular function: chloride channel activity; protein dimerization activity. Gene Ontology annotation, biological process: chloride transmembrane transport. The record is from RefSeq and is a predicted model, not a curated record. NCBI's taxonomy places the organism in Eukaryota, Metazoa, Chordata, Actinopteri, Pomacentridae. Gene Ontology annotation, cellular component: plasma membrane. Bases 1636 to 4404 code for a protein of 922 amino acids. The transcript is spliced from 27 exons.